Piliocolobus tephrosceles (Ugandan red Colobus) is the source of this 2253-nucleotide messenger RNA. Its product is annotated as signal transducer and activator of transcription 3. Gene Ontology annotation, molecular function: DNA binding; DNA-binding transcription factor activity. NCBI's taxonomy places the organism in Eukaryota, Metazoa, Chordata, Mammalia, Primates, Cercopithecidae. Bases 314 to 2005 code for a protein of 563 amino acids. The transcript has 17 exons. The record is from RefSeq and is a predicted model, not a curated record. Gene Ontology annotation, biological process: regulation of DNA-templated transcription; signal transduction.
GAAUUAUGCAUGACGGCGUGCAUCGGCCAGGCUGGGGCUGGGCGGGGAUUGGCUGAAGGGGCUGUAAUUCAGCGGUUUCCGGAGCUGCGGCGGCGUAGACCGGGAGGGGGAGCCGGGGGUUCCGACGUCGCAGCCGAGGGAACAAGCCCCAACCGGAUCCUGGACAGGCACCCCGGCUCGGCGCUGUCUCUCCCACUCGGCUCGGAGAAGCCCUUCGGCCUGAGGGAGCCCCGCCGCCCGCCCCCGGCGCACGCGCAGCCCCGGCCUCUUGGCCUCUGCUGGAGAAACAGUUGGGACCCCUGAUUUUAGCAGGAUGGCCCAAUGGAAUCAGCUACAACAGCUUGACACACGGUACCUGGAGCAGCUCCAUCAGCUCUACAGUGACAGCUUCCCAAUGGAGCUGCGGCAGUUUCUGGCCCCUUGGAUCGAGAGUCAAGACUGGGCAUAUGCAGCCAGCAAAGAAUCACAUGCCACUUUGGUGUUUCAUAAUCUCCUUGGCGAGAUUGACCAGCAAUAUAGCCGCUUCCUGCAAGAGUCGAAUGUUCUCUAUCAGCACAAUCUACGAAGAAUCAAGCAGUUUCUUCAGAGCAGGUAUCUUGAGAAGCCAAUGGAGAUUGCCCGGAUUGUGGCCCGGUGCCUGUGGGAAGAGUCACGCCUCCUACAGACUGCAGCCACUGCGGCCCAGCAAGGGGGCCAGGCCAACCACCCCACAGCAGCUGUGGUGACGGAGAAGCAGCAGAUGCUGGAGCAGCACCUUCAGGAUGUCCGGAAGAGAGUGCAGGAUCUAGAACAGAAAAUGAAAGUGGUAGAGAAUCUCCAGGAUGACUUUGAUUUCAACUAUAAAACCCUCAAGAGUCAAGGAGACAUGCAAGAUCUGAAUGGAAACAACCAGUCAGUGACCAGGCAGAAGAUGCAGCAGCUGGAACAGAUGCUCACUGCGCUGGACCAGAUGCGGAGAAGCAUCGUGAGUGAGCUGGCGGGGCUUUUGUCAGCGAUGGAGUACGUGCAGAAAACUCUCACAGACGAGGAGCUGGCUGACUGGAAGAGGCGGCAACAGAUUGCCUGCAUUGGAGGUCCGCCCAACAUCUGCCUAGAUCGGCUAGAAAACUGGAUAACGUCAUUAGCAGAAUCUCAACUUCAGACCCGUCAACAAAUUAAGAAACUGGAGGAGUUGCAGCAAAAAGUUUCCUACAAAGGGGACCCUAUUGUACAGCACCGGCCGAUGCUGGAGGAGAGAAUCGUGGAGCUGUUCAGAAACUUAAUGAAAAGUGCCUUUGUGGUGGAGCGGCAGCCUUGCAUGCCCAUGCAUCCCGACCGGCCCCUCGUCAUUAAGACUGGUGUCCAGUUCACUACCAAAGUCAGGUUGCUGGUCAAAUUCCCUGAGUUAAAUUAUCAGCUUAAAAUUAAAGUGUGCAUUGACAAAGACUCUGGGGAUGUUGCAGCUCUCAGAGGAUCCCGGAAAUUUAACAUUCUGGGCACAAACACAAAAGUGAUGAACAUGGAAGAGUCCAACAACGGCAGCCUCUCUGCGGAAUUCAAACACUUGACCCUGAGGGAGCAGAGAUGUGGGAAUGGGGGCCGAGCCAAUUGUGAUGCUUCCCUGAUUGUGACUGAGGAGCUGCACCUGAUCACCUUUGAGACAGAGGUGUAUCACCAAGGCCUCAAGAUUGACCUAGAGACCCACUCCUUGCCAGUCGUGGUGAUCUCCAACAUCUGUCAGAUGCCAAAUGCCUGGGCGUCCAUCCUGUGGUACAACAUGCUGACCAACAAUCCCAAGAACGUAAACUUUUUUACCAAGCCCCCAAUCGGAACCUGGGAUCAAGUGGCUGAGGUCCUGAGCUGGCAGUUCUCCUCCACCACCAAGCGAGGACUGAGCAUCGAGCAGCUGACUACACUGGCAGAGAAACUCUUGGGUCUGCAUUUCACCCCUUCUCCCUCCCGCCUGCCCAGAAAAGGGAUCCGGCCCAUAGGGCUGUUCAUUUGGGCCAUGUCUUCUGAGCAUUAGGCCAUGUUUGUUUCCUGAGCAAGGUGCUAUGCUGGUGCCAGGAAACAGGGGCUCCAUCAAGCUGGGGAGUUGGAGUGCAGAGACAGUUUGCAGUUUUCAGUUGAGGUGAUCAUUUUUGAGGUGGGAGGUGGAUUUCUUUUCUCCUGGUUGCUGUCUCAUUCACCCUCUCCAACUAACCUUAGAAGAUCUUUUAAAUGUGUGUUGGAAGGUGGCGCUAAAGGCUUGACAUUCCCUGUCCAUUUCUUUAA